Messenger RNA from Thlaspi arvense, 951 nucleotides. NCBI's taxonomy places the organism in Eukaryota, Viridiplantae, Streptophyta, Magnoliopsida, Brassicales, Brassicaceae. The record is from the annotation of a GenBank genome assembly.
AUGGCUUUCUCAUACUCCUUGACUUCGCCUUCGCCAAAUUCGACUCUCUCCUAUUCCAACACCCAUCAAUUUCAGAACCCGUCUUCUUCAUUUCCCGUUUCGUUGUCUGUCUCAUCCCCAAACAACACACGCCGACUUCGACUCCUCAUCACCUCCGCGUUGAAUCCGCAGACGGGACAGCCAACGAAGAAGACCUCGACAGGUACCAGCAAUACUACGAACAAGAAACGAAAGAAAAAGGGCAAAACUGUGAGUCCUAAGGAGAAUUGGGAAUUGAGAGAUGUAGAUGCUCUUGAGGAAGAUUUUGAUGAUGGUUCCGAUUAUUCUUCUUCGACUUCUCUAGCAACGUUUAACUCUCCUCCUACCAUACCCAAACCACCUGCUGGGUUCGUGAUUGAUGAAACUGGUAGAGUUCUUAUGGCAUCUAAGAAGCGAAUCGCUACUGUGAUUGAUCCAACAAACAAUAGCCCUUUGGAUUGUGUGAUAAGAAGAGUAUUUACAAGUAGUAAAGGAGAGGAUUGUAUGCUUCUUUGCCCUGUGGAUACGCCAGUUCAGAUUUUGAAGAGCACUAAUAUAGAUGGAUGGUCAGCUGUCAGUGAUGAAGAGGUUGAAUCUCUUCUUCCUGCUGCUGCUUAUGCUCUUGCAAAGAUCCAUAUGCAUCUAGUACACAGCGGGUAUGACCAUGAUGGCCAAGAUGUUGAAGGCUUGCCGACUGAAGGGAUCGAGAUUACAUGUUUCCAUCUGGAUGGAUCACACUAUAUGGUCUACACGCCUUCAGAUCCACUUCUCUUUGUUGCUGCUAAGGAUCCGAAUGGGCUGCUGCAAAUUGCUGAUGAUGAGCUCUUAGACGACCCAGCUGUGAUCAGCGCUAUAGACGAGGAAACCGAAUUCAAUGCCUUGGUGGAGGAAGAGGCGGCUCUUCUGGAAUCGCUGCUUGGGGAAAGAAUUUAA